AUGACAAUCAUCCACUUUUUAAAAAGGGACGUUAUCGUCUUUUCUCUUUCAUUUGUUACGACUGAUAUUACUUGCAAUCUAUCUAUCUAUCUAUCUAUCUAUCUAUCUAUCUAUCUAUCUAUCUAUCACAUUUCUAAUAUCUAUCUAUCUAUCUAUCUAUCUAUCUAUCUAUCUAUCUAUCUAUCACUUUUUCAGUUUUAUCUAUUUAUUUCUGUUAAGUAUCUAUCUAUCUAUCACUUUUUCUUAACUAUCUUAUCUAUCUAUCUAUCUAUCUAUCUAUCUAUCUAUCUAUCUAUCUAUCACUUCUUUAAUAUCUAUCUAUCUAUCUAUCUAUCUAUCUAUCUAUCUCUCUAUUACUUUCUCUUCAUAUCUAUCUAUCUAUCUAUCUAUCUAUCUAUCUAUCUAUCUAUCUAUCUAUCUAUCUAUUACUUUCUCUUCAUAUCUAUCUAUCUAUCUAUCUAUCUAUCUAUCUAUUACUUUUUCUUAAGUAUCUAUCUAUCUAUUAUCUAUCUAUCUGUUUGUUUGUUCGUCUAUCUAUCUAUCUAUCUAUCUAUCUAUCUAUCUAUCUAUCUAUCUAUCUAUCUAUCUUUUAUUACUACUAAUAGUAGUAAUACUACUACUAGUAAUCAUCCAUUGACUGACACUCGCGUCAAUAUUUUCCAGUCGCUUUUCACUGGGGGAGAUAAAUCCUUCUUUAAAGCCUCAACACCUUUUGUAUUUGCUUUCUUCUUUUUAUACUCGUUCUAUACUUUACUACACGAUACUCCCCCUUUUUUUUUUUUUUUUACCCUCUUUUUUCUCUUUCUUUUCUUUCUUUUUUUUUCUUUUUCUUUUUUUUUGAUUUCUCCUUUUCUUUUCGGAAAAAUUCGAAACCUAUUUCCAGAAUUACUUUUUUUUUUUUAUUAUCAUUGUUAUUGCCGGCGUAUCUCUUUGUUCAAAAUCGUUCUUGAUUUAAAUCACUUUGGAAGGGUUUGUUUUAACACUGUUCACAUCUAUCUAUCUAUCUAUCUAAUUCUCUUCACUAUCUAUCUAUCUAUCUAUCUAUCUAUCUAUCUAUCUAUCUAUCCAUUCUCUUCUCCAUCCAUCUAUCUAAUCUAUCCAUCCAUCCAUCUAUCUAUCCAUCUAUCUAUCUAUCCAUCUAUCCAUCUAUCUAUCUAA
Messenger RNA from Acanthosepion pharaonis, 1158 nucleotides. Lineage: Eukaryota; Metazoa; Mollusca; Cephalopoda; Sepiida; Sepiidae. The record is from the annotation of a GenBank genome assembly.